GCGCAAUCCAGCGCGCCGCGGCUCGUCUUGUGCAUGGCCCUCAUGGCCGGCAUGUCGUUCCUGUUCAUGACGGCGCGCCUCGCAUGCAAGCGCAGCCGCGGCCGCAGGCCCGGCCCGGACGACUGGAUCCUCCUCUCCGCGUGGCUCUUCCUCGCGACGUACGUCGCGCUCACCAUCUCCUCGACGACGUUCGGCGUCGGCCGCCACCUCGCCGCGCUGUCUGAGCACGAGAUCAUCUGGUCCGGCAAGCUGCUGUACAUCGGCGAGUUCUUCGCCAUCAUCGCCGUCGCUGUCGGCAAGACCUCCUUCGCGGUCACGCUGCUCGGUCUCGUCAUAGAGCGGUGGCAGACGGUGCUGCUGUGGUCGGUGAUUGUGAGCGUGAAUGGGAUUAUGUGGACGUGUGCCACGCUGCUGCUGGCUCAGUGCCGCCCGACAGAGAAGCUGUGGAAUUUUCGAUUGGAAGGGGAGUGCUGGGCGCCUCAUAUCUUUGUGCUGUACUCGGUUUUUUCGGGCGCCUGGUCUGCUGCGAUGGACGUGGUGAUUGCCAUGUUCCCCUGGGUGCUCCUCCUGCCCACCCGGAUGAAGCUGCUGGAGAAGAUCGGCAUUGGCGUCGCUAUGAGCCUGGGGGUAUUUGCCGGCAUCACGGGGACGAUCAAGACAAUCUUCCUCUUCCAUGUCCCGCCCCUGUCGGAUUUCACCUACUGUUCCACCAAUCUCUUAAUCUGGGCAGCCGCAGAAUCAGCAGUCAUUAUCAGUGCCGCUUCGAUUCCCUUCCUGCGCCCCCUGCUGAAAGCAGUCACCGACAGCACC
Messenger RNA from Thermothielavioides terrestris NRRL 8126, 810 nucleotides. RefSeq lists its product as uncharacterized. The transcript has 4 exons. Lineage: Eukaryota; Fungi; Ascomycota; Sordariomycetes; Sordariales; Chaetomiaceae. The record is from RefSeq and is a predicted model, not a curated record. The annotation marks the transcript as partial.